Messenger RNA from Fonsecaea pedrosoi CBS 271.37, 633 nucleotides. RefSeq lists its product as uncharacterized. Bases 1 to 633 code for a protein of 210 amino acids. The transcript has 2 exons. Gene Ontology annotation, cellular component: membrane. Lineage: Eukaryota; Fungi; Ascomycota; Eurotiomycetes; Chaetothyriales; Herpotrichiellaceae. The record is from RefSeq and is a predicted model, not a curated record.
AUGACGGCGGGGUUCAUCUGUCGCGAGGUCGCCGCACACGACCAUGAUGCAGAUGGUGAAGGGAGCGCGAUCCAGGGGCUCUUUUACAGCGCCACACCAAUCUUCACGCUCCCGCUUUACAUGCUUCUGCUCCUCUAUUCCGUCACGGCGGCGGAGUCAUCAUGGCCCCGCCUCAACCUGAGCCUCUCGUACGUCGUCAUCUGGACCUUCUUCAGCGCCGUCAUCUCCUGCACCGCCCAGGGCGCGUCCACGUACUUCAACCCCGACGCCAGCACGGGCGCCGUCCGCUCCGCCCUCGCGCUGCUCAAGGCCAGCCUGUUCCUGCAACUCGCGCCCAACGCGGCCUUUCUCUUCGUCCUUCUCAGGUGGUUGUGGUUACUCGUCGCUGCCCGUCACCGACCCUUUCUGUCGGCGUUGCUCGCGCUGAUGGCGCUGAUCUGCGUACGCAACGUCUUCCGCACCGUCCAGCUCUUCGUCUCCCCGCGCUCCCCGCUGUGGACGGCCGAGGCGUAUUUCUGGGUCUUUGAGGGUGCCGUCAUGCUGGGGUAUACAGUGCUCUUCCAUGUCUUUCAUCCGGGGAGAUUGGUGCCCACUGGGCUGGAAGAUUACAGGAGACAAAGACGGUGUAGUUAG